This is a messenger RNA of Nicotiana tabacum (common tobacco), 1681 nucleotides long. The record is from RefSeq and is a predicted model, not a curated record. Lineage: Eukaryota; Viridiplantae; Streptophyta; Magnoliopsida; Solanales; Solanaceae.
AUGGUGAACAAGGUCCUGCUCCUAAGCGCAAAGAGGCAUUACAUUACUUCAAAAGCAUACUUGUUCCUCAUGGAAGCACUGGAUGCAUACACUACCAUCAACAUGCCUGGUAUCAUGAUUGAACAUAUGAAAAAGGUGGCAGACUUCAAGGAAGGGAACCAUGGUUUGCCUUAUGGGUUCUUGCUCACUAGAGUGUUUGAAUACUUCAAAGUCCCUUUGGGAAGAUUAGCAGUGGGAACGCAAAAGCAGAUCUUCUUAAUGACAACCUUAGAGGAAUGCGAGUAUAUAGACAAGAAGGGGGGUGUUGGCAGCAAUUCUACUAUUUCUCAGUUAAUUGAUACUCAGACUACUGCUAACGAGGAAAUAAGGAGGAUGGAGACUAGGAAUGCCAUUCUUGAGCGACAGCUCAGUCAAGCCAAAGAGGAACCUGGUUCUACCAGUGAAAAGGGUGUAGAGGUUGCUCGCUUGACUGCUGAAAAUGCAGACCUGAGGAAACAGGUUAAGGACCUGAAAGAGCAGCUGAUAAACGAGCAACGCUAUGAAAGAUCAGCCCUCUUUGUAUUUGGUGAUUCCCUAUUUGAUCCUGGGAAUAACAAUUAUAUAAAUACCACUACUCAAUUCCAAGCUAAUUGGUGGCCUUAUGAAUUCGUUGUAUUGUUUUUAGCCGAAUAUGCAGAGUUGCCACUCAUUCCAUCGUAUUUUGAGAUUGGCAAAGAUGGAUCUAUCCAUGGAGUGAAUUUCGCAUCAGGUGGAGCUGGCUGUUUAAAAGAAACUUUUCGUGGCUUUGUUAUAGACCUUAAAACACAAUUGAAAUACUUCAAAAAAGUGGCUAAAGAUUUGAAGAAGUUUGGAGCAAAAAAGUCCAAACAACUCCUCUCCAAUGCUGUAUACAUAUUUAGCGCUGGAAAUAAUGAUUACUUUGAAUUUCCUGUGACAUAUUCCAAGGAAGAAUAUGUAAAGAUGGUAGUGGGAAAUUUGACAUCUGUUUUGAAGGGAAUAUACAAGAAAGGAGGGAGAAAAUUUGCCAUUCUUAGUUUGGCUCCUUUGGGUUGUACACCAGGUUCUAGGGCUCUUAAUUUCCAACAAGGAAAUAAAAGUGGCAACUGCCUAGAAGAACUGACAAACCUUGCAAAAUUACACAAUUCAGCUUUGCCUAAAAUGCUAAAGCAACUAGAGGAUAAAUUACCUGGAUUUAAGUAUUCCUUGUUUGAUUUCUUCAAAGUUGCUAUUGAAAUAAUUGACAACCCUUCAAAAUAUGGUUUUAAAACAUCUAAAAGUGCUUGUUGUGGGACGGGUCCAUUCAGAGGAAUUUAUAGUUGUGGAGGCAAGAGACAAGUAAAAGAGUACAAGUUGUGCAAAAAAGUGAAGGAUUAUAUGUUUUUUGACUCUGGUCAUCUUACAGAAGUGGCAUACAAACAAGUUGCUGAAUUACUAUGGAAUGGAACUGUCGAUGUUGUUGAGCCUUACAAUUUAAAGUCAUUUUUCGAUCUUUCAACAUAGCUUAUAAUAAUUGGUGGCAUUAUUAAAUAAACAACUUUUGUUGAUAAGGUUUUACAUUAAACGACUUCAAAUCUCAUGAUUCCUUCAUACUUGAGAAAACUUGUCAAUUUGAUGUGUUUGGAAUUGGAGAUUAAUUGUUUGGAUGCUAAUUAUUAAUAAAUUCCCUUUGAUUGGAUGAGUU